AUGGCAGACGAGGUACAACACUGGAGAGUCACCUACAAUGACAUCCACAACCUCAUCAGAAAAGCAACCCCAAGCAUCGGUGCGGAGUUCAACCCAGAUCUCCUGGUAGCCAUUGGCGGAGGAGGCUUCUUUCCUGCACGCGUAAUGCGUACUUUCCUGCGGGAGCAAACGGACAAGAAGGCCUUACAAAUACAAGCCAUCGGUCUAUCGCUGUAUGAGCCAGUUGAGGGCACGUCGGCAGAACAGAUUGGCAACGAAGUCAUCCGCACGCAGUGGCUUGGUCCUGAUUCUGGCAAAUUGCUGGUCGGAAAGCACAAUCUGAUUGUCGACGAGGUCGAUGACACUCGUAAAACUCUCCACUACGCUCUUUCCGAGUUGAAGAAAGACGUAGAGGUAGAGCUCGCCAAACGCCCCGAGUCUGAGCGCGAAGCCCUCCGCGCCGCGACUAAAUUCGGAGUCUUCGUGGUACAUAACAAGAAGAAACCCAAAUUAGCUGAGCUUCCAGAGGGAACUCCGUACUACACUGGAGAGGAAGUCGAUGAUCUAUGGCUCGACUAUCCAUGGGAAGCAACAGACAUCGAGGGGCACGACAAAUUGGCAGCACAAGAUCGCGCUUCUCUCUCCUGA
This is a messenger RNA of Pleurotus ostreatus (oyster mushroom), 627 nucleotides long. RefSeq names its product hypoxanthine-guanine phosphoribosyltransferase (gene HPT1). The transcript is spliced from 10 exons. Gene Ontology annotation, molecular function: hypoxanthine phosphoribosyltransferase activity. Bases 1 to 627 code for a protein of 208 amino acids. The record is from RefSeq and is a predicted model, not a curated record. NCBI's taxonomy places the organism in Eukaryota, Fungi, Basidiomycota, Agaricomycetes, Agaricales, Pleurotaceae. Gene Ontology annotation, cellular component: cytoplasm. Gene Ontology annotation, biological process: XMP salvage; GMP salvage; IMP salvage.